GAAAGAUUUUGAAGUACUGGAGCAUGACAAAGGUUUUCCAGAUUGUCACUCAGGGAUCAAUACAGUAGGAACACAAUGAUUACCAAAUGCUGGAUGCUGUUGUUCUGUCUCUGUUGCCAUCAUGAGAUCCUGCCGGCUGCAUGUAAACCCACCUGGAUGACAAGGCAGUUUCCUUGUGAUGUCAUAUCCACCAAUACCUCUGAGGUCAAAUUUGACUGUAAAGGGCGUCAUCUAGAGAAAGUACCAGAAGGAAUAACCAGUAAUGCCACGGAUCUAGACUUAUCUGAAAAUUUUAUUAAGAGUAUUAAAGCUGAUUCACUUUCUAAUCUGCUGAAUUUGACUCAGCUCAAUCUCAACUUUGCAAACAAGCCCAAGAAUGGUUAUGGCUGCAGAAAAUUGAACAUUUCUGCAAAUGCUUUCAAAAAUCUCACAAAAAUCAAGCAACUGGAACUGAGCGGCAACUGUCUGACUGAAAUUCCACGCAAUCUCCCCCACAGUGUGGAAAAUCUUGACCUAAACAUUAACAAGAUUAGUUUGGAUAAAUUGAACAAUUGCUUUAUAGGCUUAAAAAACAUAACAAACCUGUUACUAUCUAAAAACUGCUACUUCUGGAAUCCUUGUGGGAAGUCUGUUGCUAUUAUGGAAAAACCCUUUCAAAUACUGGACAAACUGCAGGUUCUUGACUUGUCUUACAACAACUUAACACAGGUUCCUAAAGGACUACCCCAAUCACUAACAUCUUUACAUAUGGAUUCCAACAAAAUAGAGUACAUAUCUAAAGAUGAUUUCCAGGGGUUGCUAAAUUUAAAAGUCCUGGAUAUACAAGGCAACUGUCCAAGAUGUCACAAUGCUCCAUACCCUUGUGUACCUUGCCCUAACGGUUCUAUUGACAUACAUCCUGAUGCAUUUCAAAGACUGACACAGCUUGAGACACUGAACCUGGGAGGAAACUCACUAAAUUACCUUGAUCCCUCUUGGUUUCAAAGUCUAACGAAUCUUAAAGAAUUAUUUGUGGCAUUUAACUUUUUACAAAAAGCUUUAACUGGUGAGGACACACCAGUUAAAGCUUUCAGCUAUCUUCACAGGCUGGAAAAAAUUGACCUGUCAUUCAAUUAUGCUCUCAGAUUGUACCCAGAAAAACUAACACUUUCAAAAGACUUUUCACAGCUCAGCUCACUGAAAACUUUGCAUUUGGAGGCUUUGGUAUUCCAGAGAAUUGGACCAGAAACACUCACACCUCUACACAAUCUAAAAAAUUUAUCUGCUUUGAAUUUAGGCACUAACUUCAUUAUUUAUAGCAACUCUACUUUAUUCACCAAUUUCUCCCACUUAAGAAUGAUAUAUCUAGCCGAAAACAGGUUAUAUCCCACAACAAUAGAAAGUCCACCAACUCCAACAGACAGAUACAACCAGAAUUCAGACCUUUCUAUUUCACCGUCCAUAUCAACUACUCCAAAAGACUUUAGCUACGAGAUAUCACACAGCCUAAUAAAGCAAGAGUGCUUUGACUCUGGACGAGUGCUCAUCCUCAGCUCAAAUAAUCUGUUCUUCAUUUCUCCAAAGCUAUUUGAGGGAUAUGGAAAUAUUUCAUGUCUCAACCUCUCAGGAAAUGGAUUUUCACAGGCACUUAAUGGCACAGAGUUCAAGAUGUUGCCUAAUCUGACAUAUCUCGACUUAUCUUUCAAUAAGGUUGAUCUGGCCUAUAACAACGCCUUCAAAGAACUAAAGAAAUUACAAGUACUAGACCUCAGUUACAAUCCACACUACUUUAAAGCAUUUGGGGUAACGCUUAAUUUAAAUUUUACACAAAAUCUACCUGUGCUAAGAGUCCUUAAUUUGAGUCAUAAUGAGAUUUCCACACUGACAACAAAAGAAAUGUAUAGCAAAUCAUUAGCAGAUCUAAGGUUUGCACAUAAUAAUUUGGGGAAACUUUGGAAAGACAGGGAUAGCACAUACAAGAAACUUUUCACUAAUCUUUCUAAUUUGACAGUUUUAGAUAUAUCCUUUAAUGGCAUUGCAAAGAUUCCAGAUGAUGUUUAUAAAUAUUUGCCACGUAAUCUGACCACACUGCACAUAAAUCAUAACUGCCUCAGCGAUUUUAGCUGGGACAAACUGCCUUUCCACCAACUACAGAGUUUAGACCUGAGCUACAACCAUCUGUCUACUUUAACAACUAUUAACUCAAACAUCACACAAACUUUGAUUUUCCUUGACCUGAGUCAUAAUCACAUUUCCCAAGUGCACGAUGGUUUUUUACAGAGUUUGAAAAGUCUCAGGACUCUCAGCCUUAGAAACAACAAACUUACUAUUGUCAAUCGAACUACCUUCAAAUCAGGACCUGAAUUUCAGACUUUGUUCCUACAGAGAAAUCCAUUUGAGUGUACUUGUGAUUCCAUAGACUUUAUUUUAUGGAUUGAACAGAGUGACAUAAAGAUCCCAAGACUGACUACUCAGGUGACAUGUAACACACCAGUGAACCAGAGGAACAAAAUACUGAUAAAUUUUAACAUUAAUCAGUGUGUAAAUGCGGAACAGGCAAAGCAGAUCUACGCUCUAACAACUUCUAUCAUUAUUCUUUUCAUGAUUGUUUCGACAGUUGCUCACUUAUUUUACUGGGAUGCUUCCUAUGUCCUACACUAUAUGAAAGCUAAGCUGAAAGGGUACAGAUCCUUGAACUCGCCAGAUACUAUUUAUGAUGUCUUUGUGACAUAUGACACAAAAGACCCACAGGUCUCUGAGUGGGUGAUGAGCAAUCUGCGGGUGCAACUGGAGGAAGAGGGAGACAAGUAUCAUCCACUGUGUCUGGAAGAGAGGGACUGGCCCCCAGGAGUCCCACUGGUGGACAACCUCACCCAGAGCAUCCAGUACAGUCGCAAGACCCUGUUUGUCUUAACAAAGGGCUACGUUAAGACCGGUGCUUUCAAGCUAGCAAUGUAUCUGGCUCACCAAAGACUGCUGGAUGAAAAUGUGGAUGUGAUAGUACUGCUAAUGCUGGAGCCUGUCCUGCAGCAUUCUCACUUUCUGCGCUUGAGGAAGCGACUGUGCGAGAGCAGUGUUGUAGAGUGGCCGCGAACAGCAGCCGCAGAGCCCUGGUUUUGGCAAAACCUGAGAAGUGUCAUAAGAGUAGAUAAUCAAGUGAUGUACAACAAGACCUAUUCAAAAUACUUCACCACCAAGUGAAGAAGGAUAAUAACAUGAGCUUGUUAUAUAACCAGUGCUUUUAUAUAUCAUUUCUUGUUUGGUCUUUUUAAAGUGUGUCUUCUUUGACUGAACUGUUUUUAAGAACUAAUUUCAUUAUAGUUGUUGAGUUAUUGACUUAUUCAAAAUGCUUCACCACCACGUGAAGAAGGAUAAUCAUCACUUAUCUGCCUGGGACUGAUUUGUAAUGCUAGUCUGCAGACAAUAACAUGAUCCUGCUUUAAAAUCA
Molecule: messenger RNA, 3427 nt
Organism: Pelmatolapia mariae (spotted tilapia)
Lineage: Eukaryota; Metazoa; Chordata; Actinopteri; Cichliformes; Cichlidae
Product: toll-like receptor 8
Exons: 2
Coding region: 76-3180 (1034 amino acids)
Biological process (GO): positive regulation of interleukin-6 production; defense response to virus; toll-like receptor signaling pathway
Cellular component (GO): plasma membrane
Molecular function (GO): protein binding; pattern recognition receptor activity
Source: RefSeq, a predicted model, not a curated record